UUUAACGAGUUGACAGUGAGUGACAGUGAGUUGACAGGAACAACAAAUAAGAAAACACUGCAAUGUGCGAGUUGCAACGCUAAUUAAUUUUUCCGUUAACUAAAUAAACUAUAGUUAAAAAAGCAGUGAUUUAAAAAUGCUAAAACUCAACUCGUCCGACUCCGAGUUGGAGUUUACAUCAAAAAAGAAAACUGCUCACCCUCCUAAUCUUGGCAAGAACAAGAAGAAAGGGAAAUCCAAGGCAAAACCAAAGUCGAAAAAUCAAGGCGAAUCGAAUCAAGGUCUUCAAGAACCCAUCAGCACAGUCCCCACUACCACCACCACGACUACUACUGCUGACAGUACAGUAAAGGUCGAAGACACCGAUAAACCCAGUACUAGGCACCAGAUGGGCAGCAGUUUCGAAAACAAUACGGAGAAAUUGGAUAUAUCUUCGUCAUCAACAUCUGAAGAGGAGAGUGAUUCUUCAGACGAAGAGUUUUUAGGGAGACGUGCUAUCGGAAUUGAUCCAACCGAGUUGGAAAAUUUUGAUGGAACUUCCGCCCCCGUGAAUGGCUCUCAAUACUUAAUGAUGGUCAUGAACGAGAGAGGAAACACGCCGAAAGUCGCAGUGAGCAGUAUCGCUAAGAACAAAACGAAGAAGGGGCUCAAACUCAGUGCAAAUUAUGUAGAAAAGUUUAAAGAGGGAUGUGCCGAUGGUAAUUUGGAGGCUAAGGAAUUUAUGUCUAGUUUUUCUCCGACAACGGAAUGGAGAGAUACCAACGUACGAGAAUUUUCGUUACUGCGAUGCAAAGUGGAACGGUGGAGGGAAUUGUUGCAAAAAAGGGUGACACGAUUGAAAGCUGAUUCCAUUAAACUACCCGAAAUUGGAAACAAAGUCGUCUGGCUAAAAUUUUGCUUUGGAAUCAAAUUCGAAGAACUCGUCGAGUCCAGAAAGGGUGGAGCCUCCAAUCUCUCCGUCCAUAAAAUUGUGGAAGAUUACUUUACCGACUUCAAAAAACAUACUAGCCGACCCGGUUCCAUCAUCACGCUCCCAUCCCCUCCUGAUCCAGAAAGUGCCAGUACAAACGAGACCCCACUAAGUCCACGCAGUAUCACGACCAGUGAUGUCACGUCUUCUUCCAGUCCAGAAAAACUACCGAUUUCAGAGGAACACGUCAACAACGACGGAUGUCAGCCUUUAAUGAGUCUCAUGCUCGUCUUGACCCAGCCCCAGAUCGAGAACCUCAUCUACUUCCAGGCCGAUUGGAUAACUCGGUUCGGAUUUGCUAACAAGUGUCAGGGUGAAUGGUUGUACGCCCUUCUGGCUUGCAUCGACAAACCCGUGGACCCAAGCACGAUGGGAGACGUUAGAAAUAUCUGUAAAACUCUGGUCUCACUUCGUAGUCAGUAUUGUGCCAAAUUAAAGCACGCAGGAAUUUUGUUAUGUGAAGGCGACAAUGAUGAAAUUGACAAAUUGUCAGACGAUUUGAAAGAGGUGUCACUUGAGGAGAAAAAUUGGGGAGAACUUGACUCCCAAGCUAGCGAAUAUUUGAACGCACUUAACUUAUUUAUUUACCUGAUUGGGGAUUACUUUUGUCAGAAGGAUUUGGUCGAGGGUUUAUAAAUCGGAUUGUUGUUUAUUUCAAAAUAUGUUAACCAUUAAUGUAUGAUUAUAUAUUUGAUUUAAGACUACGUUAAAACCAAUCGCUGUUAAUAAAUGAUAUUAUUAUUCACGCACGACUGAAUAAAGACAAAUACAAUUUUUAAUUUGAAAA
This is a messenger RNA of Folsomia candida, 1757 nucleotides long. RefSeq lists its product as uncharacterized. The transcript is spliced from 3 exons. Gene Ontology annotation, biological process: spliceosomal snRNP assembly. The record is from RefSeq and is a predicted model, not a curated record. Lineage: Eukaryota; Metazoa; Arthropoda; Collembola; Entomobryomorpha; Isotomidae. Bases 137 to 1606 code for a protein of 489 amino acids. Gene Ontology annotation, cellular component: SMN complex; nucleus.